Ectocarpus sp. CCAP 1310/34 is the source of this 612-nucleotide messenger RNA. NCBI's taxonomy places the organism in Eukaryota, Phaeophyceae, Ectocarpales, Ectocarpaceae. The record is from the annotation of a GenBank genome assembly.
AUGGAAGGAGGCGCGAGGGGCAGCACAGGAGCGGCGGCGGCGGGUUUGUCCACCACGGUAGUGCCCGUUACCGCAGGGCAGAUAUUCUCCAGCCGCCAUGCCGCGCAGGUCGCCGUAGCCGCUGAGCUUACUGCCACCGGCCGUUCCAUGAAGAAUGGAAAGGGUGUCGGCAGUCGGCAAAUUCACCUGGUGUGCAAGACUUGCACAAGUUGGGCUGUUAAGGCCUUCCAACAGAAGGGCGGUGAUUUCAAUAUCACCAAGGUAGAGGGCUCGCACGUUGAUUGUGCUGGGGGCGAGCGGACGAGCUCCGCAGUCGUACAACCUCUGGUGGACCAAACCCUGAAGACCGUGGGAUUUACCGUCGUCUCCGACCGGCAAUCUCAACGCGCGAAGAAGCGCAUCGCGAACGCUACUAAGGGGGAUGAAGCGACUGCCAUUUCGCGUCUUCCAUUCCUUUUCGAAGGGAUCGAGCGCGAUUGCCCGGGUUCGAUUGCCACCGUCGAGGAAAGAAUGAGUCCUGACAACCGGUUCGUCAGGAGCUUUCUGAUGCUGGGCAAGGCCGCCUACCUCGCCGCGCACAGCGUCCCCAAGGCGAGUGAAUCUCUUUUGUGA